Molecule: messenger RNA, 1113 nt
Organism: Theileria parva strain Muguga
Lineage: Eukaryota; Apicomplexa; Aconoidasida; Piroplasmida; Theileriidae
Gene: SAP9
Product: WD domain G-beta repeat protein
Exons: 2
Coding region: 1-1113 (370 amino acids)
Molecular function (GO): zinc ion binding; protein binding; DNA binding
Source: RefSeq, a predicted model, not a curated record
AUGUAUAGGUUGAGUAGGAGAUGUCAUAGGAAUUGUAUAACUGGUGUAGCGGUAGAGUCUGAUGUGGUAUGUUCUGUGGGCAAGGAUUCCACGGUGUUGGUGCAUAAAAGAACCGAAUCCGACCUCGUCUGCGUUAACAAAUUUACGCUCUCAAAAGAUAAAAUUAACCUUUCCUCCGUCGAUCUCAACAAUAAUCUCAUCGUCACCGCUGACUCCAAUGGCUCCAUCCAUCUUAUCCCAAUUAACACACGGAAUGUUAUUAACUGUACUAACGGAUACAACACUGUUGACAGCGUAAAUGAUGAAAUAGAUGAAAAAGUUACGAGUAGACAAAUGAGAACAAAUGCCCACGUGGGAUUGGUGAGUUAUGUGAGAUAUUGUGGACAGACUCAGGUGAUGAGUUGUGGUUACGAUAGGAAAGUCCGUGUCUGGGACUUGAGGAACUUAAAAAUUCCAUUACAUAACCUCACAGGACACACAGCAAAUGUUAAUUACCUGGACACUACAACACUCAACUCACCUGAAGAAUAUCUCAUCACAUUCUCCAACGAAUCAAAUAAGAUCUUAUCCGCCGGUUCUGAUCGUACCGUAAGGCUAUGGAAUAGUCCCCCGGUGAUGUGUAAGAACAAUUGCGGAUUUUGCGGUAGUCCUGCGAAUGAAAACUACUGCUCCAAAUGCUAUCGCGAACACCUCAAACGCAAAUCGCUACUCAUCAACACGAACACUUCUAAUUCUAAUACUAAUACCAAUACUAACACUGACACUACGGAUACUGUGGACACCGUUGACACUGUGGACAAAGUGGUAAAUGGUACAGAUAAUGUUGAAUUUGAGACUACUGUGGAAACUGCAACACCGGAAACUAAUAAAUUAGAGAAUAAACUGGAGAACAAAGAGGAGGAGGAGAACAAGGAGGAGGAGAGUUACAGUUGUAGUGUGUGUGGGAAGAUGGUUGGUUUAUUGGGAUUUUCGUGUCGUUGUGGUAAUGUGUUUUGUAGCCUACACCGCCAGGCCAAUGUCCACAACUGCCAAUUUGAUUAUAAAAGUUAUAAUCGAUUACAACUACAACGCAAAUCCGUCAAAGUCGUUGCUGACAAAUUAGAACGCAUUUAA